GGCUUGCCCUUUGUCACCUUCUUUCUCCCUUCUAUCAUCUUAUCCGCCUUUCAAAUCCCAGCAAUCUUUCCCACCUUCGCCCUCCUCAUUCCUCCGCGCCCGCGGCGGCAUUUUCCUCCAACGCAAUGAUGGACAUGGACAUGAGCUCCACCACAACCAUGGCAAUGGCCAUGAGAACCAGCACAGCCACGAGCUCCAGCACAAUGAGCAUGUCAACCGACUCUUCCUCUUCUAUGUCAAUGUCCAUGACCAUGGUCUUCUUCACCUCGACCACCACACCCUUGUACUCCAACGCCUGGACACCCUCCACCACCGGGCAGUACGCGGGAACAUGCAUCUUUCUGAUUGCCCUGGCCGUCAUUCUCCGUCUUCUCCUCGCGCUAAAACCGAUAUUUGAGACACGUCUGUGGAAUGACGGGAUAUCGAGAUCCUGCCCCGAGCAUGGGCAUCGAAGAACCCGCUGGGCCAUCAACCCUGCCGCCGGCCGCGCCACGUUGGAGUUGGUGGUCGCCGGCGUGGGUUAUCUGCUGAUGCUGGCGGUCAUGACCAUGAAUGUAGGAUACUUCCUGUCGGUGCUCGCCGGUCUGUGGCUAGGGACAUUCGUUCUGGGGGGAUGGGCCAGUGAUACACUGUAUGCUCACCAUUGAGAUGGACACAAACACACAGGAUGAGAGAGACAUGGAAGAGAAAACAGAAUUGAAACCGCUUCGCAUUCCUUGUCACUGCCAUGACACGAUUAGCAGUAUCGCGUAGGAACCAAUUCGUGAAGGACACACUAUGGCCGGAAAGAAUUAUUCGACCCCCUCGGUAGGCCGACAUAAUGCUUUUCCCUGUGCAAUUAGAAAAUCAUCAUCAUCGCCCUUGCCCUUGGACUCGGGCAGCGAUGGUUCCAGACUAUCGGAUGGCAUUGGCCCGUUUAUUCGCUUUCUGGGUCGUGUCGCCACCGUCAUCAUCACGUUGGGCUCUGCAGAGGGUUGCCAUUGGAGCACGCAAGGAGCCUGGGUUUGAGAUUGAGCGACGACGCGCACAAAUUCACACAAGUAUCUCUCUACCGGGACAAGUGGUCAUGAGUUAGGUCAAUACCAUGCACACAAAAACAAAGACCGAUAAAGAUGCAUAGAAGAAGAUCUGCGCCACCAA
Molecule: messenger RNA, 1140 nt
Organism: Aspergillus fijiensis CBS 313.89
Lineage: Eukaryota; Fungi; Ascomycota; Eurotiomycetes; Eurotiales; Aspergillaceae
Product: copper transporter family protein
Exons: 1
Coding region: 129-647 (172 amino acids)
Biological process (GO): copper ion transmembrane transport; intracellular copper ion homeostasis
Cellular component (GO): plasma membrane
Molecular function (GO): copper ion transmembrane transporter activity
Source: RefSeq, a predicted model, not a curated record